AUGCUCGUUCCUCCCUCCCUCCCCUGCAUACCUCAAUCCCCUUCCAACAACCCACACCUUUCCAGCUCUUCCAACCCAUCAAGGAAGUGCGCUACAGCAUGCUCCUCCCCUCGCCCUACCCCAUUUCCCUCCCUCAUUGCAUUCCUCAUUGCCUCUUCCUCCUUCUCUACCCUCCAUUCCACCACCCGAAAUCCCACACCUUUCCACCUCUUCCAGCGCAUCAUGGCAGGGUGCUAUGGUGUGCACUGCAGCUCUCUCCACCCUUCCUUCUCUACUGCAUGCUCGUUGCUUCCCCUCCCUUUAUCCCCCCUUCCCUCCACUCCUGCCCUUCCCCCUGGCGAGUCUCCUCGUCCAAAAUUAUUGUCAAAUUUCCUCCUUAUAAGCUACCACAAUGAAAUAAUCUCUGUGCCUCUUGCACCAUUCACAAUCUUCCCCACCGCACUCACCUCCUCCCACCCCACUCACCUCCUCCCACCCCACUCACCUCCUCCCACCCCACUCACCUCCUCCCACCCUACUCACCUCCUCCCACCCCACUCACCUCCUCCCAUUCCACUUAUCUCCUCCCACCCCACUCACCUCCUCCCACCCCACUCACCUCCUCCCAUUCCACUCAUCUCCUCCCACCCCACUCACCUCCUCCCACCCCACUCAUCUCCUCCCACCCCACUCAUCUCCUCCCACCGCACUCACCUCCUCCCACCCCACUCAACUCCUUCCACCCCACUCACCUCCUCCCACCCCAAUCAUCUCCUCCCACCCCACUCAUCUCCUCCCAAACCACUCACCUCCUCCCACCCCAAUCAUCUCCUUCCACCCCACUCACCUCCUCCCACCCCACUCACCUCCACCAAUAGUGCCCCGUCCAUCCAUCCUACCCUCUCCAACCGUCAGCUGCUCAUUCUUUCAACACUGCCGUGCUAUGCCCAUCACCUCACCUCAUCUCAAAUGCUUUCAUCCGUCCAGUGUAUGAACCAACUUUCUCCCUCCACCUCAGGUCCUCCUCCUCUGCCCGCCAUCACCCUCUCGUCUGCUCCCACACCAUACCAGGCAAGCAGCAGCACUGUUGUCAUCGCAUCUCCAGGCAGCAUCCUUCCCUCUCUUCCACAUCACCUACACUGA
Molecule: messenger RNA, 1122 nt
Organism: Closterium sp. NIES-65
Lineage: Eukaryota; Viridiplantae; Streptophyta; Zygnematophyceae; Desmidiales; Closteriaceae
Source: the annotation of a GenBank genome assembly